Molecule: messenger RNA, 2064 nt
Organism: Propithecus coquereli (Coquerel's sifaka)
Lineage: Eukaryota; Metazoa; Chordata; Mammalia; Primates; Indriidae
Gene: KLHL36
Product: kelch-like family member 36
Exons: 4
Coding region: 46-1893 (615 amino acids)
Molecular function (GO): cullin family protein binding
Source: RefSeq, a predicted model, not a curated record
GCUCAGGAAUCCUGUUCUCAUUGCAGGCCCGCGAUCUCGUUUGCGAUGGAGGGAAGCAGGCAGACUCGGGUGUCUCGGCCGUACAAGAUCAGCGAAUCGUCAAAGGUGUACCGCUGGGCCGACCACUCGAGCACGGUGCUGCAGCGGCUCAACGAGCAGCGUCUCCGCGGCCUCUUCUGCGACAUCGUCCUGGUGGCCGACGAGCAGCGGGUGCCGGCCCACCGCAACCUGCUGGCCGUGUGCAGCGACUACUUCAACUCCAUGUUCACCAUCGGCAUGCGGGAGGCCUUCCAGAAGGAGGUGGAGCUGAUCGGCGCCUCCUACAUCGGGCUCAAGGCCGUGGUGGACUUCCUGUACGGCGGCGAGCUGGCGCUGGACGGCGGCAACAUCGACUACGUCCUGGAGACGGCCCACCUGCUGCAGAUCUGGACGGUGGUGGACUUCUGCUGCGACUACCUGGAGCAGGAGGUGAGUGAGGACAACUACCUGUACCUGCAGGAGCUGGCCUCCAUCUACAGCCUCAAGCGGCUGGACGCCUUCAUCGACGGCUUCAUCCUCAGCCACUUCGGCACGCUGUCCUUCACGCCCGACUUCCUGCAGAACAUCUCCAUGCAGAAGCUGUGCGUGUACCUGGACAGCAGCGAGGUGCAGCGGGAGUGCGAGCACGACCUGCUGCAGGCCGCCCUGCAGUGGCUCACGCAGCAGCCCGAGCGCGAGGCCCACGCCCACCGGGUGCUGGAGAACAUCCACUUCCCGCUCAUCCCCAAGAACGACCUGCUGCACCGCGUCAAGCCGGCCGUGUGCUCGCUGCUGCCCAAGGAGGCGGGCUGCGAGGGCUUCAUCGAGGAGGCGGUGCGCUACCACAACAGCCUGGCGGCGCAGCCCGUCAUGCAGACCAAGCGCACGGCGCUGCGCACCAACGAGGAGCGCCUGCUGUUCGUGGGCGGCGAGGUCUCCGAGCGGUGUCUGGAGCUCAGUGACGACACCUGCUACCUGGACACCAAGAGCGAGCAGUGGGUCAAGGAGACGCCCCUGCCGGCCCGGCGAAGCCACCACUGCGUCGCCGUGCUGGGGGGCUUCAUCUUCAUCGCCGGCGGCAGCUUCUCACGGGACAACGGAGGGGAUGCGGCCUCCAAUCUUCUUUAUAGGUAUGACCCCCGCUGUAAACAGUGGAUCAAGGUGGCCUCCAUGAACCAGCGCCGCGUGGAUUUCUACCUCGCCUCCAUUGAAGACAUGCUGGUGGCCGUCGGGGGCCGGAACGAGAAUGGGGCGCUCUCGUCGGUAGAGACAUACAGUCCCAAGACCGACUCCUGGUCCUAUGUGGCCGGCCUGCCAAGGUUCACGUACGGCCACGCGGGCACCAUCUACAAAGACUUCGUGUACAUCUCGGGGGGCCACGACUACCAGAUCGGCCCUUACCGCAAGAACCUGCUGUGCUACGACCACCGGACGGACGUGUGGGAGGAGCGGCGGCCCAUGACCACGGCCCGCGGCUGGCACAGCAUGUGCAGCCUGGGCGACAGCAUCUACUCCAUCGGGGGCAGCGAUGACAACAUCGAGUCCAUGGAGCGCUUCGACGUGCUGGGCGUGGAGGCCUACAGCCCGCAGUGCAACCAGUGGACCCGCGUGGCGCCGCUGCUGCACGCCAACAGCGAGUCGGGCGUGGCCGUGUGGGAGGGCCGCAUCUACAUCCUGGGCGGCUACAGCUGGGAGAACACCGCCUUCUCCAAGACCGUGCAGGUGUACGACCUGGAGGCCAACAAGUGGAGCAAAGGCAUCGACCUGCCCAAGGCCAUCGCCGGCGUGUCGGCCUGCGUCUGCGCCCUGAGGCCGCGGCUGGAGGACAAGAAGAAGAAGGGCAAGGGCAAGAGGCACCAGGACCGGGGCCAGUGACCCGCCGGCGCCCGCCCGGGCCUCGGCCACUGCCAGCUCCCGAGUGUGGACCAGCAGCCACUGCUCGGAUCCUGGUGCCAUCCUGUACUGCUUAGCGACUUUUUUUACUUUUAUGAUUCCUGGUAUUUCUAUGAUAUCACAGUAACCAAUUAAACAUUACCUGUAACUUUA